Molecule: messenger RNA, 2268 nt
Organism: Agrilus planipennis (emerald ash borer)
Lineage: Eukaryota; Metazoa; Arthropoda; Insecta; Coleoptera; Buprestidae
Gene: Mau2
Product: MAU2 chromatid cohesion factor homolog
Exons: 10
Coding region: 170-1942 (590 amino acids)
Biological process (GO): mitotic sister chromatid cohesion; maintenance of mitotic sister chromatid cohesion
Cellular component (GO): SMC loading complex; chromatin
Molecular function (GO): protein binding; double-stranded DNA binding
Source: RefSeq, a predicted model, not a curated record
UGCUGUUUUUUUUGACGUUUGUGACCUUGUGUCAUUAUUUUAUUCAUAAUUUAAUCAUAAAGUAGUGUUUUUGUAGGUAUACGAGUUUUAAAUGAGAUAUAUAUAAAAGAAGUGUGAAUAUAUUGUGAUAAGAGUUAAUUAUCGUAACAUACAAAUUUAGUAUAACCUAAUGGCAUCUUCACAAGACGCCUGGUAUUUGUCUCUCCUAGGAUUAGCUGAAUAUUUUAGGACUUCCAGUCCUCCUAUGAUAAAAUGUUGUGUCCAGUGCUUACAGGCAGUUUUUACAUUUAAACCGCCUCCAAGAGUAGAAGCAAGAACUCAUUUGCAACUGGGAAAUAUCUUAUUAACUCACACGAAAAAUACUGAUUUAGCUAAGAACCAUUUAGAACAAGCAUGGUUAUUAUCACAAAUUAUAAAUUCCUUUGAUGAUGUAAAAUUUGAGGCAGCAAGUGUUUUGGCUGAACUUUAUGAACAACAAAAACAGCCAGCACUUUCUAAGCCAAUUUUGAGAAAAGCAAUUGAACUCUCUCAACAUAAUGUAUACUGGCAUUGCCGGUUAAUAUUUCAGUUAGCACAAAUACACGCAGCUGAAAAGGAUUAUCAGCUUGCCAGCAGUUUACUUGGAGUUGGUGUAGAUUAUGCUCAUAUCUCAAAUGCAUAUUAUACCAGGGUUUUGUUUCUUUUAAGUAAGGGAAUGCUUCUUCUAAUUGAUAAAAAAUUACAAGAAGUUCAAACUGUCUUAAACCAAGCAGGACAUUUAGUAGAGACAUGGACUGGAACCAUGUAUCAAAAAGAAUAUUUGAAAGUCUAUUUUUUGGUACUGCAGGUAUGUCACCAUUUAAUGGCCGGACAAGUUAAAAGUGUAAAACCCUGUUUGAAACAGUUACAGCAGUCAAUUCAAACCAUAAUGAGUACAGAUGAUGUUAUUAUGAAUUCCAAUCCAGGAGAUAUGUUCCUUUGGAUGCCAAAAGAACACCUUUAUGUUCUUGUUUAUCUUGUCACAGUAAUGCAUAGCAUGCAGGCUGGGUACAUGGAAAAAGCUCAAAAAUAUACUGACAAGGCUCUCAUGCAAAUUGAAAAAUUAAAAAUUGUGGAUAACAAACCAAUUUUGUCAGUAUUUCAACUUAUGCUUUUGGAACACAUAAUAAUGUGCAGAUUAGUAAUGGGCAAUAAAACCCAAGCUCUACAGGAAAUAACAGCAGCAACUGCCCUUUGCAAGUCUAAUCCUCAAUUACUUGAUAGACAUGGACCUCAAUUGCAUACUCUUUUAGGACUUUAUGCCAUGAGCAUGAAUUGUAUGGAAGCUGCAGAAGCUCAGUUUAAUGCUGCUUUAAGUACUUCCCAAGAAAAAGAAUUAUGGACAUUUUCGAAUUUGAAUUUGGCUAUUGUUUAUUUGAGAGGUAAAAGAGAGGCAGAUUUUACCGCCCUUUUGGACCGAAUCAAUCCAGAAAAUUUGCCUUCUUUUUCUCACAGCCUUAGAGCAGCUGCUUAUUAUGUGCAAGGACUACAAGCCUUCUUUCAAGGGCGGUACAAUGAGGCGAAGAGAUAUUUAAGAGAAACGUUAAAAAUGGCAAACGCAGAAGAUUUAAACCGUUUAACAUCGUGCUCUCUGGUUCUUCUUGGACAUAUCUUUCUUUCGUUGGGAAACAGCAGGGAAAGCAUGAAUAUGGUUACACCUGCGAUGCAGUUAGCAAGCAAAAUUCCUGACGUGCAUGUACAGUUAUGGGCCUCUGCUAUUUUAAAAGAUCUCUACAGACUUUGCGGAGAUCCAACUCGAGAAAAUGAAGCAUUUCAAAGACAUCUUAACUUUUCUAAUAUGCUACUUAAAGACCAUUUUCAAGCCUCGCAAAUGCCCGAACAUAAUCUCCUUAUUCACUGGAUACAAGGACCCGUUCCGUUACAAAAUAGCGUUUCCCCAAAUAAUUCGACAAUAUUGGUUUAAUUUAAAAUUGUGUGCAGAAAGAGAAAAAAUUUGAUACUUUGUUUUGAUUUAUUCCAAAUCUUCAAUAAUGUUUGAAUAAACAAAAAACGGUCAAACUUUCAGCAACAAACUAAAUUGUAGAUGGUAUUAUUAAAAAUAUAAUUGCAAUCACACACUUUUAUAUUUUUAAUAUCAAUUAUAUUUCUUUAAUAACCAGAUAGUAAUGGAUCUGCAUUGAAAAAUUUAAUUCAAAGUGAAAUAUUAUGCAAUGUUAUAUUUGAUUAUAUUCGCUUUUAAGACUGGUUGAAUAUUAUGAUAAAAUAAUCAAGAACUGUUCUUUUUUAAUA